Capsella rubella is the source of this 454-nucleotide messenger RNA. RefSeq lists its product as uncharacterized. NCBI's taxonomy places the organism in Eukaryota, Viridiplantae, Streptophyta, Magnoliopsida, Brassicales, Brassicaceae. The record is from RefSeq and is a predicted model, not a curated record. The transcript has a single exon. The coding region runs from base 32 to 250 and encodes 72 amino acids.
GAGAGGAUUAGAGAAGAGAGUAAAAACAUCGAUGAGCGCUAUAGAGAAAGCGGUGGCGGUAGAGGAUGGAGAGUGGCGGCCGCAGCAGAGGUGGUUGGGGUCGAAACAAGGGAGUGUGUUCCCAAAAGAGAGGAAGCUGGUGAAGACAAUGAUUCUGAAGACUCUCUUUUCAUCUCGUUCCCCUUUGAAGUCCAAGCAGACACCUGAGCUAAUUCCGAGGAACAAGCGCGUGCAGUCCACGCUCCGGUAGCCUUCAGAUGAUGAUACAUAUCAUAUUUUGUGGGGGUAAUAAUUAAAAGUACUCCUAUAAUUAUGGGUCUUAUUAGACAAAUCAGUUUCCCCUAGUAAAGAGUGGAUCAUGUUAAAUAAGUCCUAUGUCUCCCGAAUUAAGGAUUUGUAUGUGUGUGUGUGUUUGUUCAGGAUAAGUUAAUAAGUUCACUAGUUUCUUUGUAUA